Messenger RNA from Drosophila willistoni, 1005 nucleotides. Its product is annotated as SET domain-containing protein SmydA-8. The record is from RefSeq and is a predicted model, not a curated record. The transcript has a single exon. Bases 22 to 921 code for a protein of 299 amino acids. Gene Ontology annotation, molecular function: protein binding. NCBI's taxonomy places the organism in Eukaryota, Metazoa, Arthropoda, Insecta, Diptera, Drosophilidae.
ACGUGAGAGAACUUCGUUGAGAUGCUGUCAUCGAUGCCUACGCCACAAAUGGCUAUAAACGCCUCCACCCAAGAGUUGGCCGAACUAAUCGAUAGCAAUUUGGGAGCGUUACGUCCACAGUCGCCCGCUUGGCAGGUGGCCGAUUCGCCCAUUUCGGGUCGCGGAAUUUUCGCCAUACGCGACAUCGAACAGGGCGAAGAACUCUUCCGAGAGCAUACGCUCCUGGUGGGCCCCACUGCACACCGAUCGAGCAAUUUGCGGACUUGCACCAUUUGCUAUAACCUGCCCAAUGGUUGCGACACAGAUGCCCAGGCCCUUUGCCCGUCCGGCUGUGGCCUGCCUGUUUGCCCCAGUUGCCGUCCCACCGAACGGCAUCAAUUAGAGUGCAAAUUGUUCCGCAAGUGGAAGCCAAAGGACACAGAACGCAUCGAACCACGAGCCCUGAGGAUACUCAGUGUCGUGCGAUGCUUCUUCCUGACGGAGAAACAACGCCAAUUACUAUACGCCAUGCAGGCCAAUGCAGAUCGCUAUUACAUGAAGGAGGUACAAAGAGCUGCCGACUGCUUCGAACACUUUCCCCACGAACAGGACAUGCUCGAUUAUUUCUACCGCACGAUUUGUGCCUUCAAUACGAACGCCUUCGAGAGCCGCAGCCGGGUGGGUGGUAAUGAGAUUUUGGUGCGAGCUCUCUUCCCGUUGGCUGGCCUACUCAAUCAUCACUGCACACCGAAUGCGGCCCAUCAUUUCGAGGAUGGAGAGACGAUUGUGGUCUCUGCCACCGAACGCAUACCCAAGGGAACUGAAAUAACCAUGACAUAUGCCAAGUUGUUGUGGUCGACGCUGGCCAGAAAACUGUUUCUGGCCAUGACGAAGCAUUUCAUUUGCCAAUGCCCACGAUGUCAGGAUCCGACAGUAAGUUGACAUGGGGUAGGGCAACAGGGAGAUGGGAGCUAAGCACAUGUCACACAAGUUAGGGCCGGAUUCUCUACCAAAGGAAUACGCUAU